GUAAUUCUACACCGCAAACUUAAAGCACGCCCUGGUGUUUCGCCGAACAUAAUCGCGUCAGCAGCGAAACUGACAAGAUGAAAUACACCCUUCUCGCCCUGCUGACUGUCUUUGCUGUGGAUUGUGCGGUGGUCAAGAUCCCUUCCAAGCGCAAUGAGCAAAGUCAAAACACCGAUAAAAGUCCGCAGAAGUUGGAAAGUUACGAUUCUUUGGAAAACGAAAGGCGAUCGCUAAAUGAAGAGAAGAUUGGUAGUGGGUCAUCUAUACUGCAACAGAAAAGAGAAGAUGCCGUACCUCCUGUGGAUCCAGCAAGCAUGGCGCUGGAAAUAGGAGAGCAGGCUGUUAAUAAACAGUUAGAGAUCAUGCAGGAACAACAGAAAAAGGCGGCAGAAUUUGUCGACAAGAAGAUGAAAGUCAACAUUAUGCCUGACAAAGGGUGGAAAACAGAGGAUUUGUUUGUUCCUCCUGGUUUUCACAUUGACGCAGAAAUAACAGGAGAUGAUAAAAAACCUCACGGGGAAAUUGGUGUCCAGCCAUUUGCCUAUCCAAUGGGAGUUGGUGGACUCAUGAUGAAUGGGUGUUUUGGUAGAGACUAUCAGCCAGGUGAUCCGUGUUAUGCAGCUAAAAGGAAAACCACUAUUUGUCUGAAUCUUAUUGAUGGAGCUGCGUUUAUCGGAGUGGGAUUUGAUGGCCGUGGUGACUUCAGUCCAGAAUCAAGGAAGAUGAGUAUUGUACAAAGAGACUGCAAGGGUAAAGCAACGUAUGAUGAUUUUGAUGUCCCUGACACCAUGAACGUACACGGAGUUUAUGACACCAGCGCUACAAUGCAGACGUUUUAUGCUCGACGAGAGUACCAAACGUUUCUUCAACGAGAAGCGGGAAUGGCGGGCUCUGCCUUUGGUUUCUACGCUGGUGUGAAAAAGGCCUGGGGAAGCUCACUCACCAGUGGAUCACAGCAAUACAUGGCGCUCUUUGCCAUUGACAUCGACAGGUACGAAAUCUUUUUGGACGAAGUCAAACCAAGUGACCUCAGUGUGAAUUUUCUUCAGGAGUUCAUGGCUCUUCCUUUAUCCUAUUUAGCUCCUGGAGCAGCCGUCCAAUUUCAGGAUUUCAUUCUUCGUUGGGGGACGCACUACAUAAAGUCAGGAAAAUUUGGUGGCAGGCUUGACAUUUUCAAGACAAUGGAAGCUAACCAAGUCUCAAGCAAAGCGGAGUUUAGCCAAGUCAUGGAAGCCGAGUUUAGAAGCUUUUUUGCAAGUCUUCAUGCAAAGGACGAGCAAAAUGGAGGAAGUAGUCAUAAACAACAAUCAAAGACAUCUUCUACCUCCAUAUCUGUAGAAGGAGGAGACCAGCAAAUUGCUUCUCUUAUCUCAGAUGUAAACUCGCCAACGAUAAAAAAUGAAAUCAAACAAUGGCUGGAGUCAAUUCGUACUUUCCCAAAACCAUUCAAAUUUAUGGUUGCACCGAUCACAGAUCUGCUAAAGUUUAAUCCUUCAUCCCUGUUUACUGACGAAGAAAGAGAUUGGGGAUGUGAAAGACAUUCAGCCGACAUGAAGAAAGAUCCAGACACUGGGGAAAGCUAUUAUGAAAUCAAAAUCAAUGGAACGCUAACAAGGAAGAAGUGUCCAUACAAGGACCGUGACUAUCUGGUUCAUGUGAUAAACCGUAGAAGGACUAGUCUAGAAAGAGCUGUUGCAGUCUACAUGGAAGAGGGUCCCAUUUCGGUGUCAGAUAUAACUCUUCCUGCUGGACGGCCUGGUUGUCAGACUGAAAACUAUAAGUUUCAAGAAAAAUCCGGCAAGCCAACCUGGGAAGCAAUAACUAAAGACGAAGCCGCGUUCCUGAUUAUCUUCAACACGAGAAGGGAACUGUCUGGAACAUUUCGAGGCCCAGUUAAGAUAACUCCACACAUGGAAAAGUACGUGAAAUUCUUUGACAAUCAAUGGUUUGUCGGUGAUAGUCAUGACCAGAUGGACAUGACAACGGCCUGUAAUCGCGGCAGCCGAAAAAAUUUCAAAGUUUGCAUUCUCGGCUUGGUUUUGACGUAUUCUCCACAAAAUGGAUAUCUCACGCUAAAGCGAGAAGACUUCGAGACUUCAAAUGCAACAUUUCCGGGUUUGACGCCAGAUAUGAUUGGCUCGUUAAUAGCACAUGCUGAAUGGCCAGCCGACCACAUUUUUCAGAUGGAUACAGUCAUUGGCUAUCUUCCGUGCAACGUGAAAUGGUCCAAUGCCUUACGGUUUGACCCUAGUAACAAAGAAGGGAAAUGUCUUCACUUCACCGCAUCUUCGAAAGGAACUGUUUUUGUUAUAUUCGCUGCUGUUCCGAAUAACAAAGAUACAUGGUACUAUGUACAGAUUUCUACGUAUGGCGUUGGAAUAUUUAAGUCCCAAAGACUCAUGGUUUCCUCUGUUGAUGUUAACGCGGUUGGCUUGGGCGCGGAGAUUCUCUAUCAGUCCUACUUUGUUUGCGUGAAAGAGACAUCUAAAAGCACCGUAAUAGAGUAUGGGAAAAGUCAAGGGACAACAGAAUUCGGUGACGUCUACCUGACGAUGAUAGACAGAGAUAAUCCUCUGUUUGUCCGGUUCUAUUCAUUUGGGAAUGGCGAGGACCCCAUGGAGGUAGUUGAUGCACACAUUCUUUCUCGUCACCUGACCAAGGCCCACUGUAAAGGAGAUACGGUUCAUGAUAAACAAACGAACAUGUGCGUGCAAGAUUGCCACGUGUUAUGCGACCCAAACCAAGGAUGCCGAAGCACUUCAAGUGGGAAACCUCUGGCCACUGACUGUAAUGCAUGCCGAUAUGUGAAGAAUGCUGUUACUGGAGAAUGCCUUGAGAAAUGUCCGGAGGGCUGGGACAAAAAGAAUAACAACACUUGUGUCAAAAGAGCGGACCCCUGCGAGGAUGUUCAGUGUUUGAAUGGAGGAACUUGUCAAAGCGUUGACGAAAAAACGUUUAAAUGCACUUGUCUGGGAGAUUUUACAGGGGAAUACUGUGAGACUCGUAUCAGCAAAUGCAAGGCGUCCUCAUGCUACAAUGGAGGAACAUGUGAAGAUGUCAAUGAUGGAACGAUCAAGUGCAAUUGCAGGACUUGGUACAAAGGAACUUACUGCCAAACAGCUGUAGACGCUUGUAAGACAUAUUCGUGUCACAAUGGGGGAACAUGUAGAAAUCUCGGUGAUGGAAGGUUUAGCUGCAGUUGCAGAUCUGGUUACAGAGGAACAUACUGCCAAACAGCUGAGCCAAGGCCAACAUCCUUUACCAUUUGUGAAGGGAACAGAAACACCAUCAACUGCCAUGGAAAGCGAAUCAGCGUGUUAAACGCUUCCUAUGGCAGACAUGACCGCAGUACCUGCUCUCAUUCGGAAAUUUACACAACCAGUUGUCAUGCUGGCAAUUCUCUUAGCAUUGUGCGCAGCAAAUGCAACUAUCGGAGCAGCUGUACCUUGCAUGCAAGCAACUCAGUAUUUGGUGAUCCUUGUCGUGGAACACACAAAUAUCUGAAGGUCACGUACAAGUGCAUUGAUUAGGCAGUUCCGCAGCAAGUCAGCAUCUGACCCUGACAGGCAGAGUCGCCUGCUCUUACUGAGGAAACUCUUCCAUAUUUUAAGCAGCAUGCUGGGGAUUGAUAGAUCAUAAAUAGACUUAAGCUUUAUUUUACAAAUUGUAAGCGAUACUAUAGCUUAACACUAAACUAGCGAGGUGAUUUAUUCGUUUAAAGGUGUAGGGAGGCGUCCAGCUAAGAGAUUCUUCGAUAUUUUACGCAGCACGUGGGAGAUUGAUAGCCAACAAAUAGACUUAGCUCUAUUUUAUAUGUUGUUGGCAAUAGUGUAACUUAAAAACUACACUAGCUAAAUGGAUAACUUUUUGGAAGGGGUAAGAACUAAUGUAAUUGGAGGAUGUAGCCAAAGCGACAUAAAUAAAGUAUGUCAUUUCAAUUGCUGAAUGUA
Messenger RNA from Orbicella faveolata, 3950 nucleotides. RefSeq lists its product as uncharacterized. Gene Ontology annotation, molecular function: carbohydrate binding; calcium ion binding. The record is from RefSeq and is a predicted model, not a curated record. Lineage: Eukaryota; Metazoa; Cnidaria; Anthozoa; Scleractinia; Merulinidae.